This is a messenger RNA of Salvia hispanica, 2656 nucleotides long. RefSeq lists its product as uncharacterized. The record is from RefSeq and is a predicted model, not a curated record. Gene Ontology annotation, cellular component: cytoplasm. Gene Ontology annotation, biological process: protein phosphorylation; signal transduction. Gene Ontology annotation, molecular function: protein kinase activity; ATP binding. NCBI's taxonomy places the organism in Eukaryota, Viridiplantae, Streptophyta, Magnoliopsida, Lamiales, Lamiaceae.
AUGGAUCAAUUCAGGCAAGUUGGUGAGGUUGUGGGCAGUGUGAAGGCGUUGAUGGUACUCAAACACGAGAUUUCCAUCAACCAAAGGCAAUGCUCUCUGCUUGCAGACAUGAUGCAGUUGGCCUUUGACACAAUCUCAGAGGAGAUGAGGCUAAACUUGAAGCUCGACGAGAAGGCCACCAAGUGGAAGUCUCUGGAACUCCCGCUCGAGGAGCUCCACCGUGUCUUCAAGGACGCGGAGUGCUACAUCAGAUACUGCCUCGACAUCAAGGACUGGUGGGGCAAGGCCAUCAGCCUCCACAUGAACCGGGACUGCGUGGAGCUACACAUCCACAACGUGCUGUCCUGCUUCACCGUUGUGGUUGAGGCCGUUGAGACGGCUGCUGGGAUCUCAGGGAGCGAUGAGGAGGAGAAGCAGAGAAAGAGGGUUGCCCUCCUGCACAAGUAUGAUCAUGAAUGUGAUGAUCUGAAGAUCUUCCUGUGGAAGUUCAGGAAGCAGUUUCUCAUCCCUGCAGAGGUGUGCGGUUGCAUUGACACUGCGUGGAGGGAAGAUCGCUGGUUACUGUUAGACAAGGUUGGGGAGAUGAAGGCGGCAGAUAGUGAGCAGAAGCUGGCUGAGCUGCUGCUGAGGAAACUGAAUGAUGUGGAAGCUUCCAAGAAGGUGAUGUCAAGCAGUGUUCUUGUAGGAGCGCAGGAUUACCAAGUGAGGCGUCGUCUGGGGUCAGGAUACCCCAACGGGCCGAGCCAUCUCAAGGAGAUCCAUUGGCUGGGGGAGAGCUUCGCGUUGAGGAUGUUCAUUGGAGAUGUUUCCCCUUUACUACCAGAGAUCUCGUUUGUGCUUUCCCACUCGCAUCCCAACGUAUUGCAGUACCUCUGCGCGUUUUAUGACAAAGUGAGGAAAGAAGGGUACCUCGUUAUGGAGUUGAUGAGCAAGGAUCUUGCUUCUUAUGUGAAAGAGCACACGGGGCAGAAGAAUCGAGCGCCAUUCACUAUACCGGUGGCUGUAGACAUCAUGCUGCAGAUUGCAAGAGGGGUGGAGUAUUUGCACUCCAAGAAGAUAUGUCAUGGAGAUCUCAAUCCAUCCAACAUCCUUCUCAGGCCGAGGAACGCCACCACCGGUGGCUUCCAAGUUAAAGUGUCUGGGUUUGGGAUAAGCGCGAUCUGGAGCUGUGCUUCGAGAAGCCCUAGGCCGGUCGCUGCUGAUGCUGAUAUCUGGUUGGCUCCCGAGGUGCUGGCUGAGCUUGGUGGGAAAUGCAAGGGCAACUACUCUGAGAAGGCUGAUGCGUAUAGCUUCGGGAUGCUCUGCUUCGAGCUACUAACGGGGAAAGUCCCAUUCGAGGAUGGCCAUCUUCAAGGGGAGCAUAUGCUCAGGAAUAUAAGGGCAGGAGAAAGGCCUCUCUUCCCCUUCCCUUCACCAAAAUACCUGGCUAGUCUCACCAAGAAAUGCUGGCAGACUAAUCCCGCUCUGCGCCCCUCUUUCUCUUCUAUAUGCCGGAUCUUGCGCUACAUCAAGAAGAUCCUCAUCAUCAACCCCAACCAUGGCCACCCAGACGCGCCUCCGCCUCUUGUGGACUACUGUGAAAUGGAGGCCGCGUAUCUGAACAAGUUCAAUGCGGAAGAAGGGAGUGAUAUCCUCGCGCCCGUCAUGCAGAUCCCUUUCCAAAUGCUGGCCUACAAGAUUAUUGAGAAGGAGAAAACCAAUAAUAAGAAAUGGGACAUGGUCACUGAAGCAAGGAUGAAACCCCCUGCAUCAAUCUUUGAUGAGGACCAAUUGUCUGCUAUGGAUGAUCUCUUCCUCGUGCCAGCUGACCGAAGGUCGGUUUGUUCAGACAUCAUCGACAGCAAGAAUUCAGUCGUUGAUUUGGAUCUCAGGACGGUUAUAUCAGAGACGAUGCACCGCAAACUUUUCCAAUCGGACUCGUUUGUUUCAGAGGUCUCAAGGAAGAGAUACACCAAACCUGCAGAGGCUGAAUCUAUCUUACCAGAAUCUGAUCAAAAUCUCUCAUCUGAAUCAGAAGAAAAUAGCAAUUUCUUCUCAGACAGCAAAAAAAGAUUACCUGAGAUUCCACAAAGAAAAGGGCUGCAGCUUCAGAAGACAUUAACAGCUACAACCAACAUCUCAGAAGAUUAUGACAAGCCUGAAAAGAAGCCUACAUUUAUCAAUAAACUCAAAACCAUCAAGACCAAAUUCAUCCCAGAAUCGCCAAAAUCACCAAGAUGUGAUGCACCAUUGUAUCCAUCAGCCAAGGGAAAGAAGGAAUCGCCAGCAGCGGCCUCAUCACCAUCACGAGCAUUCAGCAAGACAACGGUGCAGAGUCCACAGAAGGACGUGAAACGAACAGUACAAUCUGGGAUGAGGAGCAGUAACUCGCCAGCAUCCUCACCCGCCAGAGACUUGACAGCAAAGAACGAGAGUUCAAUGCACUCACCAGGGAGAGUGAUGCCAGCUUCCUCGCCAUCAAGAGGUUACAAUAUAUGCCCAUCGCCAAUCCAUCCAUCGUCUCAUCACACAUAUGCUUCUACAAUGUCAUCGCCCAUUAAUCCCAAUAUACGGCCUUCAAGACUUGCUGGUAGGCCGACUGCACUGCCUUCGGAUGUCAGCCCUCGAGCAUCAAAGAUAGAUCACAUUCUCAGGUAGUGUGCAGAUGGUCCUGCCU